Messenger RNA from Meyerozyma guilliermondii ATCC 6260, 531 nucleotides. RefSeq lists its product as uncharacterized. The transcript has a single exon. The record is from RefSeq and is a predicted model, not a curated record. Bases 1 to 531 code for a protein of 176 amino acids. NCBI's taxonomy places the organism in Eukaryota, Fungi, Ascomycota, Pichiomycetes, Serinales, Debaryomycetaceae.
AUGCCCCCCACCAGAAUCUUUGGUCUCUGCUUGGAUAUGGUGGGGUAUGGGUUGUGGGUUGUGGGUUGUGGGUCGGUGGGUCUGCCCACACCUUAUCAAGAUCUUUAUAUAAUCGAGACAUGGUAUCAUAUCACCAUGACUUCACCACCUUACCCACUAAAUCCAGAAAUUGAGACCCUUCUCGAUCCCCAGUAUGUGGAGUUUUACAACAAGUACAUCAUUGACCAGCAACAGGUGCAUUUGCAGCCAAUUGAAAAAUCCAGAGCUUCUGGUACGUUGAUUCCUGGAGGUGGAACAAAAAGACCGGUUUCAAAAAUUGAAGAUUUCACAAUUGAAAGAACCGAAACUGAAGGUGAAAAUUUCAUGGUCAGAGUAUUCACUCCGGUUGGAGAUUCACCUUCGGGUGGGUUUCCUAUUUUUCUUUAUUUCCACGGCGGAGGUUGGGUUUUAGGUAACAUUGACACCGAGAAUGUCCAUAUGCACUUACUGGGCAGACAUUGGAAAGUGUAUUUGCGUCAGCGUAGAUUAUAG